Molecule: messenger RNA, 777 nt
Organism: Ramularia collo-cygni
Lineage: Eukaryota; Fungi; Ascomycota; Dothideomycetes; Mycosphaerellales; Mycosphaerellaceae
Exons: 2
Coding region: 1-777 (258 amino acids)
Molecular function (GO): oxidoreductase activity
Source: RefSeq, a predicted model, not a curated record
AUGUCAGACAACCCAUCCGCCGAGGCAACCACCACCACUCCAUUGUCUAAAAUCGACUUCGCAGCCUCAACAGCACUCGUAACAGGCGGCUCCUCUGGAAUCGGCCAUGCCAUCGCCCAAGAGCUAGUAACAAGAGGAGUCCGCCGCCUCAUCCUCGUCGCCCAAACCGAAGAAAAGCUCCAAGCAGCCGCAGAAGCCCUCCAAGCCUCGACGCGCAAGAUUUACAAAUCAAAACCAUCACCAUCAAUCUUGGAGAAAGAGAUGCUCCCGCCAAGAUCUACCAGCAGAUUCACGAGGACUUCAAAUGUCAUGGUCCGCGCCGUCGUGGAUAUGAUGCUACAAUUCCUCCCCGACAUGCUCGCCCGCAAGUCCGGGGGAAUUCUCAACAUCGGGUCCACGGGUGGCUUCCAACCCGUGCCCUUCUCAGCCGCGUACGCUGCAAGCAAAGCCUUUGUGCACACCUUCUCGCAAGCCAUUCGACAGGAAAAUAUGGCGAGAGGUGUUCGGGUUGCGUGUGUGAUUCCGGGCGUGACGGAGACGAAUCUGGAUGGGAAAGGGCAUGGGGAGAAGAGAGGCAUGAUUGAAAUGGUGGGGGUGGAUCAGCCGGGGAAAGUCGCCAAAGUUGCUGUCGAUGCGCUGGAGGAGAACGCGGCGGCGAAAAUUGUGGGUUGGAAUAAUAAGGCUUUUCAUUCGGUUUUUAAUUUGCUUCCGGAUUCGGUGAUUGCGAGUCUGGUUGCGAGAUCGAGGGGAGUUCCUGGAUCGGAGGGCGAGGCGUGA